GAAAUUCCCCGACAACAAUCUUGCGGGGAGGGUGAAGCGGUCUCCACCGUCAACCAAUCAGUCUCUAUCACAGUCAAUCCAAUCGUAUCUCCAAAUACACUUCCGGUUUCAUCUUUACAGAUAUUGCGAUCAUGCUGCGGACUUCACUGCCGUUCCGCUUGUUGGCGUCCUUCAGCACGCAGUUUAUGCGUUCCACUGUCGUUCCCCGCACCGUCGCCGUACGCCCGUAUCCGUAUCAUCCUUCGCCCACACCUCUGUUGUUUACCGUGGCCGCCGUACUAGCGCUCCGACCCAAAACUACACUGGCGGAUAGUCCGUCGUCGAACGCUGGUGAAGACAAAGGUUGUCCAUUUUAUGGUUGUCCGCUCUAUCCCGUCGACGUGCACUACGGAUCGCCUUCCGUGCAACAAGCUCUCGCCGCUUUGCGCGAGACGCCACGCGAUAAGGUGGGCGACAGUGCUAGCGGGACCGUUGGGAACGAUACACUCGAUGCGGCGGGACGUGACGACGCCGUCACACUCACUCUUAUCGGGUAUAAGGGGGGUGGAUUGUCGGACCAAGUCAAUCAAGACCGGUCCUUCGUGGUGUCGCCCUUUCGGGUGCCCGUGGACGACCCACCACCACCACCCCACGACCAAGGCGUCGCACACCGUAUCCUGGUGGGCGUCUUUGAUGGACACGCCCCGCUGGGCGAAUUGGUUUCCGAAUUCACCGCGCAAGAAUUGCCGAUACGACUCGCACGCAAUCUCCAACAAGCCGAACGCGAACGGACCUCCCACACCGACGACGCCGUACGCAGCGCGACGCAACAAUGUUUGGUCCAAACAUUUCUGGAACUGGAUCGGGACGCUCCCGCACACGAGUCUGGAGGGUGCACGGCUACCGUCGUUCUUUUACAAAACGACGAUAUCUUUGUCGCCAACGCCGGCGACUCGCGUUCCAUGAUUGUCACUUACCGUGCCCGCACGCGGCAAACCCGUGUGGCGUACAUUUCACGCGAAGAUAAACCUAGUUUGCCCGACGAAAGGGCCCGGGUCGAAGCCAUGGGUGGACAAGUCUAUAUUCCCGCGCGAGGGACGUCUCGUGUCGUCUAUCACGAUUCCGUCACCGGUGUACCUACCGGACUCGCCAUGAGUCGAUCGAUUGGGGACUGGGAAGCCGGCAAGCUGGGAGUGAUCGCCGAACCGAUUGUGGAUGUUUUGCAUGUACCGGAUGUGAUAGCCAACGCUAGAAGGAAAGCGACGAAGCCUCCGCAGGCGAAUGACAAUCCUCAGGAAGCUGCGGCAGAAACGGCUGAUUCCGAUGAGGAUGACGUCUACGUCUUUUGCGUUUCGGCUACCGACGGCAUGAUGGACUUUUUGUCCGAAGAUGAUGUCGCCCGGGUGGUCGCCCACGCCUUGUACGAAUCGGAUGGUCCCCAUCCAAUUACAGCGUGUGAACGACUCGUAUAUGCGGCUGCCAAUGCCUGGCAGCAAUCCAAGCAAGGACGGUAUCGGGAUGACAUUGCCAUUGCCAUAUCAACGCUACGGACACCGCUGCUGCAAAAGUUUGGAAUACAUCGCGCGGCAUCGAACGACGAAUUGUAG
Phaeodactylum tricornutum CCAP 1055/1 is the source of this 1586-nucleotide messenger RNA. RefSeq lists its product with no specific name. Bases 132 to 1586 code for a protein of 484 amino acids. Lineage: Eukaryota; Bacillariophyta; Bacillariophyceae; Surirellales; Neidiaceae. Gene Ontology annotation, biological process: protein dephosphorylation. Gene Ontology annotation, molecular function: protein serine/threonine phosphatase activity. The record is from RefSeq and is a predicted model, not a curated record. The transcript has a single exon.